Molecule: messenger RNA, 5256 nt
Organism: Owenia fusiformis
Lineage: Eukaryota; Metazoa; Annelida; Polychaeta; Sabellida; Oweniidae
Source: the annotation of a GenBank genome assembly
CCGCGUCUGAUGUUUGAAUGGUUCGUAUACUCAUCUUCGUAGUAUCCACAUUUGAUCUGUUAUCUUAGGAAUUUGUUCAUUUUCUCCGAUUCUAUCAUAAACAGUUGUAUAUUGAGAUAUUUGUCACUUGGCAAGAGUGUGUCGCAUCAGAAGGUUGUGUCAUAUUAGGAUUUCCUUGGGGCAACACAGUGAAAUGUCGCAACGUUCCGGAUGAAAGAGUUGUCGAAACACCAGCCGGAUAAAUUACCAAUUAGUUUAGCACUGACAGGCGUAGGAUAGACAGCCCCGACAUUUUUUAUUCAGUUGUAAUCGAUAUUACCACGUGUAUAAGACGAUUCACCCUGUUGGCAUACUGUAGAUACGUCGAUACAAGAUGGCGGACUAUUACCAGUCCAAGUACUCCGUGGAAGGAGAAAGUGUGGUGGGGAUGUCGUACAGGGCACAACCAGGCCGUGCAGAUAUAUCUGGAUCAACCGAUACUGUUGCUAGCACUGCAAGGAUGGUACCGCCUAGCCAAAUAAAGGCGGAAACUAUUAAAACUGGAGAGAGAGUUGUUGGGUUCACUGAAAUAUUUAGAUUUGCUGACUGCGUUGACAUUCUCAUGAUGUGCGUUGGAACGCUUGGUGCCAUCGUUCACGGUGCUGGUAUUGUAGCAGUAGUAGUGGUACUGGGGGAUAUGAUUGAUCUUUUCAUCACUGACCAGAAGGCCAAAAAUCAAAUUGCCGACCUUCUUGCCACGGGAAACUAUACCAAUGAAUUUGGAAAUGUAACAUUGACGUCGCAGAUGAUCCAGGAUAACACGAAACUUAUUGACCCAAUAGCAAUCGCGCAGAACUCAUCGUUCAACUCCACCUAUCUGGAUACAGACCUGGCUGGAGGAGAGCUCCUUGUUCAGAUGAGAAAAUUUGCGAUAUACUUUUGUAUCAUUGGCGCUGCUGUGUUUGUGUGUGCUUAUGGUCAGGUGGCGUUCUACGUACUGUCAGCUGAACGCCAAGUGAGAAAGGUUAGAACAGCAUUCUUCAGGGCCGUGAUGAGGCAAGAGAUCGGUUGGUAUGACUGCUUGGGAUCAGGGGAGCUCAACACGAGAUUAACCGACGACAUGAACAAAAUUGUAGACGGUAUUGGCGAUAAACUCGGUUCCUUCAUUAUGAUGGUGACAGCCUUUGUUGCCGGCUUUGUCGUUGGAUUUAUCUACGGUUGGAAGUUAACACUGGUUAUUGCUGCAAUAUGUCCCAUCUUAGUUUUGGCAGCACUUAUAUUGGCAAAGAUCAAUUCAGCACUGACUAGUAAAGAGUUGAAGGCAUAUGCCAAGGCUGGGAAGGUAGCAGAAGAGGUCCUUGGCUUCAUACGUACUGUAGCAGCAUUCGGCGGAGAAAAGAAAGAAUGCCAACGGUACGAUGUCAACCUUUUAGACGCCAAGAAAAAGGGCGUCAGAAAAGGAAUGUUGCUAGGUCUUGGCAUGGGCUUUUCAUGGCUCUCAAUCUACGCAGUGUACGCAUUGGGUUUCUGGUACGGUGCGAAACUUAUCAGAGAUGAACCAGUGACAUAUUCUGCAGGAACACUUAUGAUUGUGUUCUUCGCUGUUGUCACCGGGGCCUUUGCCAUUGGGAAUGCUGCUCCCAACCUUCAGGCUCUCACGUCUGCUAGAGGGGCUGCCUUUGCCAUAUUUAAUAUCAUAGACAAUGUGCCAAAGAUUGACAGUAACUCUGAAGAGGGCUUAAAGCCUCGUGGUGUGAUCGGGAAUAUAGAAUUUAAGAAUAUAUACUUUAGGUAUCCGUCUAGACCUGAUGUUCAGGUGUUGAACGGUAUGAACCUGAAGGUGUCCGUGGGUCAAACUGUGGCUCUGGUGGGCUCUAGUGGUUGCGGGAAGAGUACUUCAGUGGCCCUCAUGCAGCGCUUCUAUGACCCUCUCAGUGGAGAUAUAACAAUUGAUGGUAACAACAUUAGAGAUUUAAAUGUGAAAUGGCUGCGACAGCACAUUGGUAUUGUUAGCCAAGAACCCGUCCUCUUUGCCACAACUAUUGCUGAGAAUAUUGCUUAUGGCCGAGAUGGCGUCACACAAGCUGAAAUUGAGAUGGCGGCGAAGGAAGCAAACGCUCAUAAUUUCAUUAUGCAGUUCCCAGACAGAUACAAUACUUUAGUAGGACAACGAGGGGCGCAAAUGAGUGGAGGCCAGAAGCAACGAAUUGCUAUCGCAAGAGCUCUUGUAAGGAACCCCAAGAUUUUACUGCUGGACGAGGCCACAUCUGCUCUCGAUACAGAGAGUGAACGUACGGUGCAAAUAGCUUUAGACAAGGCAAGAGAAGGACGAACCACAAUUGUCAUUGCCCAUAGAUUGUCCACUAUCAGAACAGCUGACCAGAUUUGCGCUUUCAAGGCCGGAGUUGUAGUAGAACAGGGCAACCAUGAGCAGAUGAUGGAAAAGAAGGGAAUUUACUACUCGUUAGUGUCCCUACAGACGAGAAUAAGCCAAGUAGAAGGAGACCAAAAGACAACAGAAGACGACGAUGAUGAAGCUGAGGUAGACAAACAAGUAAUAGAGAAGAAAAUUCCCGAGAAACAACAGCUAAGCAGGGGAGGCAGCUUGAGAAACAGUCUGAGAAACAGUUUGAGGGGACUUAGACGUUUGGCACCUGGCUCUGUAUCUAGGACAGCGAUGUCAGCCGAGGAUGAAGAUGCAAUGGAUGAAAUGGCAGAGGAGGUCAAAACUGACGAAAAUCCAAGUUUCCAGAGAAUAUUACGAAUGAAUGCUCCUGAAUGGCCCUACAUUUUGACUGGAUGUAUAGCUGCUCUUAUCAACGGGGGAGAACAACCAGUAUUUGCUGUCAUAUUUAGUGAACUUCUAAAUGUAUUCACAGACACUGAUCUCAAGAAACAAGAAAGGGACGCUCAAUUGUAUUCACUCAUCUUUGUUGGAAUUGGAGUUGUGAUUUUGUUUACCCAGUGGAUCCAGGGAUACAUGUUUGGUUUAUCAGGAGAACAACUUACUAUGCGACUAAGAGGAAUGACUUUCAAAGCUAUGCUGAGACAAGAGAUUGCUUGGUUCGAUGACCAUACAAACAAUACAGGUGCCUUGUGUACGAGACUUGCAACUGAUGCAUCAAGCGUCCAGGGGGCAACAGGAUCUAGACUUGGAAUGAUUGUACAAAAUAUUGCAAAUAUUGGAACUGGGCUUGUGAUUGCGUUCAUCUUUGGCUGGAAAUUGUCCUUGGUUAUUCUUGCCUUCAUCCCCCUGAUUGUUCUCUGUGGAGCUGUGGAGACCAGAGUCCUCACUGGUGUGGCUAAUAAAGACAAAAAGGCUUUGGAAAAAGCUGGAAAGGUUGCAUUAGAGGCCAUUGAGAACAUUAGAACUGUAGCAGGUUUAACAAGGGAACAGACAUUUUUUGAACUGUACAAUGAAAUGUUGGAAGAACCAUACCAAAACUCCAUCAAGAAGGCUCACAUUUAUGGAGUAGCGUUUAGUUUCUCCCAAGCUGUCAUCUACUUUUCCUGGGCAGCUGCCUUCACAUUUGGUGCUUAUCAGAUUCAGAUUGGAGAAAUGACUUUCGACAAUGUGUUCAAGGUAUUUGCUGCUAUCGUGUUUGGAGCGAUGGCACUUGGUCAGACAGCUGCCUUUGCACCAGACUACAGUAAAGCAAGAAAUGCUGCUGGACGAAUCUUCAAGCUACUCGACAGAACGCCAACGAUUGACAGUCAAUCUGAUGUCGGAACUAAAAUUCACUCUUUCACUGGGGAGAUCGAGUUCACAAAAGUUCGAUUCCGUUACCCCACUCGUCCAGAGGUCCCUAUCCUUCGUGGUCUCAACAUCUCUGUCAAACCUGGAGAGACACUCGCCUUGGUAGGAAGUUCUGGAUGUGGGAAGUCAACUAGUGUGCAACUAAUUGAAAGAUUCUACGACCCACUUUCAGGAAAUGUGUACCUCGACGGACGGCAUGAGAUCAGGGAUGUCCCUCUAGGAUGGCUGAGAAGUCAGAUUGGAAUUGUAUCUCAGGAGCCUACUCUGUUCGAUUGCACCAUUGCGGAGAAUAUUGCCUAUGGGGAUAACUCUAGACAAGUGCCGAUGAAUGAGGUCAUUGACGCCGCCAGAAACUCUAAUAUUCAUAACUUUAUAAUGACACUGCCACAGGGAUAUGAUACAAUGGUUGGUGACAAAGGAACACAGUUGUCCGGAGGCCAGAAACAACGUGUAGCCAUUGCACGUGCCUUGGUUCGAAACCCCCGCAUCCUGUUACUGGAUGAGGCUACUUCUGCUUUAGACACUGAAAGUGAAAAGAUUGUGCAGGAAGCGUUGGACAAGGCAAGAGCUGGCCGCACUUGUGUUGUCAUCGCCCAUCGACUGUCCACUAUACGGGACGCGGACAGGAUUGUUGUCAUUCACAGUGGCAAAGUCGUGGAGAGUGGAAAACAUGACGAACUCAUGGCACUUGAACGACUUUAUUACAAUCUUAAUGUGGCUCAGACCGGUGCUCACUAAUGUUACUCAAUCUAAAGGCAAUUGUGGGAUGUCAUGAGCGGAGACUAACUGAAGUAUUAAUACAAUGAAAGACAUUUAAAAUAUAGUUAUAAAGUGUUAUUAUUUAUAUUGACAAUUUUCAAAGUAGCUUGCACUGAUCCAGGAAGACCAUGGAAUAUAAUGUUUAUUUGAUGGGUUUACAGGAAUAUUAUAAUUUUAAGCAUCCAAGUAGUCUACACAAUUGAAAUGUAUUUAAUUCAAUUUACCAUGACAUUGAAAUAUUGUAAACUGUUUAGAUAAAUCAAUUUCACAAAGUAACUUUUCAUAAUAUUUAUAUUCUCUCUAGCACUUGUUUUUAUUACUUUUUUGUAAGCAUGAUGUUAUUACUCUAGAAUGCAUAAAUGUUAAAGGGUCGUUGAUUUUAUCUCGGGUUUGAAUAGAAUCUGCGUAGUGAUUAACGUAAAACACCUGUUAUAAAUCAGUUUACUUUUCGAAAAAAUGCCCCUUUUUAAUUUUUCGAAGGACGCUUGCUUAUAACUUAUCAUAGUUGAUUUUAUCACGAAAUUCACUCCUAUUGAAAUUGAAACAGUUUUAUCCAAAGAAACUUUGUUAAUUUUAGGAAAACAUUUUCUACACAAUUAUAGUUUUUACAGUGAGGUGCCUUUUGGAGGUGAAAAGUAUAAGAAUCACAAGGGUGAUGGAAAUUGGACUUAACACACAUUUAGGUCAGUGUUUAUAAACUUGCGCCUUAAGGCAAAUAUAUGAGGGCUAUGUUAUCUGAGGUUUUGGAUAUGGGGUAUAUC